Messenger RNA from Carya illinoinensis, 1951 nucleotides. Its product is annotated as T-complex protein 1 subunit beta-like. Gene Ontology annotation, molecular function: ATP-dependent protein folding chaperone; ATP hydrolysis activity; ATP binding. Gene Ontology annotation, cellular component: chaperonin-containing T-complex; cytosol. The record is from RefSeq and is a predicted model, not a curated record. The coding region runs from base 228 to 1811 and encodes 527 amino acids. NCBI's taxonomy places the organism in Eukaryota, Viridiplantae, Streptophyta, Magnoliopsida, Fagales, Juglandaceae. The transcript is spliced from 12 exons. Gene Ontology annotation, biological process: protein folding.
UGGAUUAGAGAUGGGAGUCCAUUGUGAGUGAUAGGCACUCCUGACACUAUAUAAGCAAAUACUCCUAGCAUAGCCUUGUGCGACGCCGUAACUUUGUUUUCGGCGGGAUCCAGUCUCUCUCUCAAAUACUCCAUCAAGCCGAGUCUCUCUCUCUUCACCAAAUCUUCGAGAUCGGCUAAAUUGUCCGAGCAUCUCGGUUCCAGCUAGCCUCAUUUACAUCCCCAUUCAUGGCGAUCGACAGAAUUUUUAAAGAUGAAGCCAGUGAAGAAAAGGGGGAGCGUGCCAGAAUGGCAUCGUUUAUCGGUGCAAUGGCAAUUGCUGACUUGGUCAAGACAACCUUGGGGCCAAAGGGAAUGGAUAAAAUUUUGCAAUCGACAGGUAGAGGACGUUCAGUCACAGUUACAAAUGAUGGUGCCACCAUUUUGAAGUCCCUUCAUAUUGACAACCCAGCUGCUAAAGUUCUUGUUGAUAUUUCAAAAGUUCAAGAUGAUGAAGUUGGUGAUGGGACAACUUCCGUUGUUGUCUUGGCUGGGGAACUUCUGAGGGAGGCAGAAAAGCUUGUAGCAGCAAAAAUACACCCAAUGACAAUAAUAUCAGGUUAUCGAAUGGCUGUGGAAUGUGCACGCAAUGCUCUGUUGCAGAAAGUCAUGGAUAAUAAAGAGGAUGAAGAGAAAUUCAAGUCAGACUUGAUGAAGAUUGCAAAGACUACUCUGAGUUCCAAGAUACUCUCACAGGAUAAGGAACAUUUUGCAAAACUGGCAGUGGAUGCUGUUUUGAGGCUAAAGGGAAGCACAAACUUAGAGUCCAUCCAAAUUAUUAAGAAGCCUGGAGGAUCGCUAAAGGAUUCCUUUUUAGACGAAGGAUUUAUUCUUGACAAGAAAAUUGGUAUUGGACAACCGAAACGCAUAGAAAAUGCAAAGAUUUUGGUGGCGAACACAGCGAUGGACACGGAUAAAGUGAAGAUAUAUGGGGCCCGUGUCCGUGUUGAUUCAAUGUCCAGGGUUGCUGAUAUUGAAGCGGCUGAGAAGGAAAAGAUGAGAGAAAAAGUGCAAAAGAUCAUUGCUCAUGGAAUCAACUGCUUUGUUAACAGACAGUUAAUUUACAACUUUCCUGAAGAACUUUUUGCAGAUGCGGGUAUACUUGCGAUUGAACAUGCAGAUUUUGAUGGGAUUGAGCGCCUUGCUUUAGUUACCGGUGGUGAAAUUGCAUCAACUUUUGACAAUCCAGAAUCGGUUAAACUUGGUCACUGCAAGCUCAUCGAGGAAAUCAUGAUUGGUGAGGACAAGUUGAUCCACUUUUCUGGUGUUGAAUUGGGUCAGGCUUGCACAAUAGUAUUAAGAGGUGCAAGCCACCAUGUUCUUGACGAGGCUGAAAGGUCUCUUCACGAUGCCUUGUGUGUCCUGUCACAGACUGUCAAUGACAGUAGGGUUUUGCUUGGAGGUGGGUGGCCUGAGAUGGUGAUGGCCAAGGACGUGGAUGAACUGGCACGUAAGACUCCUGGGAAGAAGUCUCAUGCUAUUGAAGCUUUUUCUCGGGCACUAGUGGCCAUUCCUACCAUCAUUGCUGACAAUGCUGGUUUGGACAGUGCUGAGUUGGUUGCUCAGCUCCGUGCUGAGCACCAGAAGGAGGGAUGCACUGCAGGGAUUGAUGUCAUCUCUGGAUCUGUAGGAGAUAUGGCACAACUGGGAAUUUCUGAAGCAUUCAAAGUCAAGCACGCCGUAUUACUCUCUGCUACUGAGGCUGCUGAGAUGAUUCUCCGAGUUGAUGAAAUCAUCACCUGUGCUCCACGGAAGAGAGAAAAUAGGAUGUGAAGAUAUGAUUAGAUUUAUUGGCUAAUUAAGGACAUCUGUUGUAAUUCUGUGAUACGUGUUGCUGCCAUCUUGGAUAGGAUACAGCAAUGAAACUGUUUUGGAACAUGGUCUGAUUUCAAACACUGGGAGUUUCUUUCUUA